AUGGACUUGGAUAUGUCCUCGGGCAGCGGCACGCCGCAAGUGCAACCUCAAGCUCAGCAGCAAGGAGACUCGCAGGCUCCAGGUCCGCCCGCAUCUAGCACUUCGACGUCGACAUCCGCUGGCGGAGUUCGAUGCGACGCAGCAAGCCUCGGUGUGCCUUGCACAAACUGUGUUGCCUUUCAAAUCGAAUGCCGUAUUCCAAACCCAAAGCGCAAAAAGACCACAGGCUCUGGCAGCCAAACCAACAAGGAUUCCGAUAGCACGUUUCUCUCAUCUAGCGAUCGAGGCGAUGGUACUGAAGAUCCUUCGCCGCGUCCUGCAGCUCCCCCAAGUACGGCAUCACUCACGCCAAGGGCUCCUUCAGUAUACCACUCCAACAAUGGCACUCCUCCCACCGCUUGGACGGAAGCUCAAGCACGUAAAGAGGAAGUUGACAACGGAACCUAUCUUGACAUAGUCAUGAAACCCAAAUUUACGCGCGCACCUAUCACUGAAGCUGGACGAGUCGCAUAUCUUGGCGAAUCUUCCAAUCUCACUCUGCUUGUUCACGAUCGUCAAGGCUCAGCGGAUGUUGUACAUUACCCGCUGCCUGAGAAUGUCCGCGGUACCCGAGCUCGACUUACAGAACUUGACAAUGUUGAGAUAGAUAUUCUACAUCAGAGAGGGGCAUUCUUGCUCCCCCCAAGAACACUCUGCGACGAACUCAUCGAUGCGUACUUCAAAUGGGUCCAUCCUAUUGUGCCAGUUAUUAACCGCACCCGAUUCAUGCGACAAUAUCGAGACCCCAAGAACCCUCCAUCACUGCUACUACUCCAGUCCGUCCUUCUGGCAGGUACUCGCGCUUGCAACAAUCCCCAACUCAUGGAUGCCAACGGAUCGACAACUCCUGCCGCCCUCACUUUCUACAAGCGUGCCAAGGCCUUGUAUGAUGCCAACUAUGAAGACGAUCGCGUGACAAUUGUUCAGUCAUUACUUCUCAUGGGCUGGUAUUGGGAAGGCCCCGAAGAUGUCACCAAGAACGUAUUUUACUGGAGUCGCGUGGCAACCAUUGUUGCGCAGGGUUCGGGCAUGCAUAGGUCUGUUGAACAGUCGCAAUUAAGCCGAGCAGACAAGAGGCUAUGGAAGCGUAUCUGGUGGUCUCUCUUUACUCGUGAUCGUUCAGUGGCGGUUGCUUUGGGUCGACCUGUCCAUAUCAAUCUGGACGACGCAGACGUGGAGAUGCUGACUGAAGACGAUUUCAUCGAGGAUGAGGCAGACCGAGCAAGUGAUUAUCCACCGGAUCCGAUCCAUGUUCAGUUCUUUCUAGAGUACGUCAAACUGUGCGAAAUCAUGGGAUUGGUCUUGUCACAGCAAUAUUCGGUCGCGUCCAAAGGACUUAAACGAAAUGCGAUUGAUCUCACGCAUAGCGACAUGGCUUUGGCCGACUGGCUGCAAAAUUGUCCGAAAAUUGUUUAUUGGGAGAUGCCUCGCCAUCAUUUCUGGUCUGCGCUACUGCACUCGAACUAUUAUACGACCUUGUGUCUCCUCCAUCGAGCACAUAUGCCACCAGGUGGCUCAUCGCGCUUGCCUGAUCCCUCGCCUUACCCUUCCCGCAACAUUGCUUUUCAGGCAGCGGCCAUGAUAACUUCCAUCGUCGAGAAUCUUGCUGCGCAUGAUCAGUUGCGGUAUUGUCCCGCUUUCGUUGUAUACAGUCUGUUUUCAGCACUUAUCAUGCAUGUUUAUCAGAUGAAGUCGCCGGUCCCUUCCAUUCAACAGGUCACCCAAGACAGGUUACGGAGCUGUAUGUCAGCCAUGAAGGAAAUCUCGCGAGUUUGGCUCGUGGGUAAGAUGGUGUAUGCACUCUUUGAGUCUAUCAUGGGCAAUAAGGUACUGGAAGAGCGACUGCAAAGGGCUGAAGGCAAACGACAUCGAAAUCUGCGCCAAAGUCUUUCACAUUUGGAACAACAGCAAAAUCGGCAGGCUGAAGCAACGAAACGAAAAUAUGACGACAUGGCUAUCGACUUUAGCACCACUACACCCCAGCCUCAAGAAUCUUAUGAGAGGUCGCGGCCUCAGACGCCGAGUGCUGUUAAAACAGAACCGAUGAGCUCGAUGCAACCUCCGCCAGUCACAUCUCCAAACAGUAGACAUACUACAGCCGAUACUUUCAUGGGGGGCACGAACUCUCGUCCACAAACUCGACCAGCAACGCCCUUCAAUCCAUCAUUCUCUGUACCACCAACGCCCCCUGAUCUCUACCUGGUGACAAGGAACUCUCCAAACCUGUCACAAUCCCUUUGGGAGAACUUUCAACCGGAUCAGUUGUUUCCUGAUAGCGCUUCUAUGCCAGCCUUCCCAAACCUGUCGCCGACACAAACACAUUCCAAUCUUGACCACAACAACAUGGGUUCAAUGCCAUCGGGUAACGGACAAAGUGGGAUGCACAACCCACAAGCGGGACAAUUUCAACACCGCGGGAAUGGAAUGAUGCCUCAAGGCUUUCAGAGUCACGGAAACAUGUGGCAACAACCUAACCUCGACCCUAACUUACCGGAGGGGCAGAGCCCAGAUAGCUGGAGUACCGCAUCAGGACCAGGUCAAGCUGUUCCAACAACACUCAACGUAGAGGACUGGUUUCAAUUCUUCGGUAUCAACGGUACAGAUCCCAAUCAUAUUAAUCUCGACAUGCCAUUGGGCUGA
Molecule: messenger RNA, 2679 nt
Organism: Fusarium coffeatum
Lineage: Eukaryota; Fungi; Ascomycota; Sordariomycetes; Hypocreales; Nectriaceae
Exons: 4
Coding region: 1-2679 (892 amino acids)
Biological process (GO): DNA-templated transcription
Molecular function (GO): DNA binding; zinc ion binding
Source: RefSeq, a predicted model, not a curated record